Molecule: messenger RNA, 525 nt
Organism: Sphaeroforma arctica JP610
Lineage: Eukaryota; Ichthyosporea; Ichthyophonida
Exons: 1
Coding region: 1-525 (174 amino acids)
Source: RefSeq, a predicted model, not a curated record
AUGGUUUGGACCCCAGGCCAAGACAUGGAGCGACUGAGAAGAUCCAUUUUGGGCGGGGAUGAGGCCGCAGACAUCGUGCUCAUGCCCAAGGUAGCAUUGUUGCUGACACUCACACCCAGUGCGGGAGGGCGUCUACCUUCGUCAUCACCCAGCAUGCGCGCGUCACGCGAAGGGACCUCAUCUAUAUUGGCCAAUGGAUCCGGCACACCCGCGGAAUCGCAUAUUCCCUCUGGACCAUCAGAAUUCUCGCUAAUUAUAGAUCUCGUGGCUUCAAACAGAGCCUUGUCCCUGUCGGUUCCAGACCUCGUAUUUGGUGUCGAGUAUGCUCGUUGCGGCUGUAAUUGUAGCUGCGGCUGCGUCUGUACUCUGCUAGGAUACGCAUGCGAAUUGAUGUACGCGUGUGGUAGUGGAGGCGAAUGCACAACUCCUUGCCCUCCAGAGUUUCUUCUACUACGAUUUACACUAAAAGUGCCGUUGAUAACCUCCUCACGAUCUUCUAGGUCUUCCAGAUACUGUUGUAAGUAA